AUGUUCUCUUUAUGUAAAUUCCUCUCCUGGCCUAUCUCUCAUCGCUUCCGAAUUGCGGGUAUCGUUUCUCCAUGCGAAAUGAACGACAUUUUAGCUGUCGGGGCUGACCAGAUGACGCCCAUCGCUGAUCACCAAACUCUUUCGAGUCCCCACACCUCGCAUCCCAUUGUCAAGAGCCUGAGAGAGCAAGGGAUUUCCUUUGUUCGCAUCCAAUGGGUCGACCUCACCAAUGUGGUCAGGUGUCGGGUUAUACCGAUGUCCUCCUUCGACAAACUCCUUCGGUCAGAGCGACCAGCCAUAUCCAUUUCCAAGGCCGUGCUUGGGCUGGUAGGCCACCACCUUGCGGAGACCUUUAACGGCACCGGCGUAUGGUCCUACUUGCUCGACCUCACCUCGUUGAAGCUAUGUCCCUAUGCCCGACGCCAUGCAAGUGUCAUGGGCUGGUUUCACGAGGCAAGCCCUUCCCCAGCGAGGGACCUUGGGAUCAGCAUUUGCCCUCGCACCUUGCUCUCCAACGUUGUCGCCAGCAUCCAGCAAACCCAUUCCGUCGAUCUCUUGGUCGGAUUCGAGACGGAGUUUGUCUUGAUGAAUCCUGGAUCCUUGGGAUCUGUUGGAUAUCACGCUUAUUCCACCACAUCUGCUCUGUACACCGGAUGCUCAGAAGCCGUUGUCUUAGAGGAAAUCGUCCACGCCUUGCAAUCCUCUGGCAUCGAGGUGGAGAUGUAUCACGCGGAAUGUUCUCAGGGCCAGUACGAGGUCAUCACCGGCCCGCUGCCUCCCAUGCAGGCUGCAGACGCAUUGGUCCAUACUCGAGAAACCAUCUACAACAUCGCCAACAAACACGGACUUCGAGCCUCCCUUUCACCCCGCCCAUUCCAAGAGUCGGCCGGAUCUGCCAGUCACCUUCAUUUUUCUGUUCGCUCCUCCGAACCCGCCCUCGAAGAGACAGUAUCCAUUGACGGAGUCCAGCUGCGGAGAUGCGAGGCAUCGUUCAUAGCAUCUCUACUUGACCACCUGCCAUCAUUGGUGUUUUUGACUUGUCCCACUAUCCCCUCCUAUGGAAGGAUGAAAGAUGGGAUUUGGUCCGGUGGUACCUACGCAUGUUGGGGUGUAGAACAUCGCGAAACCGCGAUUCGCGUGUGCCAUCCCACUUCUCCCGCCGCACGAAACUUCGAACUAAAAAUGGUAGAUGGCACCUCGAAUCCCUACCUCGCCGUUGCCGCUCUGGUCGCCGCAGGUUCAGAGGGCAUCCGCAAUCAACAAGCGUUAACCCAAAGGCCACUCCAAGGAGCUUCAAGCGCGAUCGAAAUGACGGCUUCGCAGCGGGAAGCCUAUGGAAUCUCAAAGAGACUCCCACUAACCCUUCAAGAAGCUCGUCAAAUGUUCCAAUCAAACACGCUGCUGCGAAAGGCGUUAGGAGACGGACUCUUGCAUUGA
Molecule: messenger RNA, 1437 nt
Organism: Coprinopsis cinerea okayama7#130
Lineage: Eukaryota; Fungi; Basidiomycota; Agaricomycetes; Agaricales; Psathyrellaceae
Product: FLU1-II
Exons: 3
Coding region: 1-1437 (478 amino acids)
Molecular function (GO): glutamine synthetase activity
Source: RefSeq, a predicted model, not a curated record